AUGGUGCUUGGUUUGAUAGUGCGGUUGGUAUUUAUACCAGGGACAUAUGCGAGCCCUUCCACGAUGCUUGGAAGGACAUUAGCGACAUGGACAAGAGGACAAUUCAGGACCGGAUGCUGGACUGGUUUAACGUGGACUACAACUACAAGAACGGCAUUUUGAGGUCCGUUGUUGAUAGGGAGGCAUCAAAGUGCUACAAGGACUGGAAAAGUUCCCUGCACCGCCACUACAAACACUAUGGUAGAGAAAGUCUCCCGAGUAACAUGAGAAAUCAAGUUCAUUGGGAUCGUUGUUGCGAUAUGUUCUCCGGCGACAAAUUUCAAAAAAUAUCAGAGACAAAUAAAACUAAUCGCAGCAACCAAAAGUAUCCAAGCUUAUAUGGUCGGUUAUCGUACUCUUAGCAUCGCAAU
Messenger RNA from Morus notabilis, 410 nucleotides. RefSeq lists its product as uncharacterized. Bases 87 to 401 code for a protein of 104 amino acids. The transcript is spliced from 3 exons. NCBI's taxonomy places the organism in Eukaryota, Viridiplantae, Streptophyta, Magnoliopsida, Rosales, Moraceae. The record is from RefSeq and is a predicted model, not a curated record.